UCCAGGAGGUCAAGGUCCCCCAGGAUCAAUGGGUCAUCCAGGAUCUGUGGGCCGUCCUGGGCCAAUGGGACCAAAGGGCAACACUGGGCCUGAUGGACCCAUGGGACCAAAAGGCAAUCUGGGACCAGAAGGCAAAGAAGGAUUUGAUGGAUCUCAUGGCCUUCCAGGUAUUCCAGGCUUACAGGGUCCUCCGGGAGCCCCAGGUCAUCCAGGCUGCAAUGGAACAGAUGGAGACGUUGGACUUCCUGGUGUUCCAGGUCUUCCUGGUUUUGAUGGACAACCAGGUGUUCCAGGUCUGAGUGGACCCAAGGGUGAAUCUUUAGCACCAAAUCAUUCCAAACCAGGGUUACCAGGACCACCAGGUAGAGAUGGAAAUUUGGGACGCCCAGGUGCACCAGGAGAGCAUGGAUUGCCAGGGAACCCUGGACCAAGAGGAUUGCGUGGACUUCCAGGUCACCCCGGGAUUCCAGGAAAUAAGGGUCAUGAAGGGACAGCUGGUGUCCCAGGACUUCAAGGUCCGAAGGGGAGGCAAGGCCCAACAGGACCACCUGGACCUCCAGGAMGGAUUAAGGACUUUUUCACUGAAAGUCUGGUAUUAAAGGGUGUAAAGGGAGACAGAGGGGAUCUGGGAGACAAAGGCUGCAGAGGUGAAACAGGAGAACCUGGGUAUGGUUUUUACACAAAAGGAGCAAAGGGAGACAAAGGAAUACCAGGUCCAGAAGGAAAGCCAGGGAAGGACGGUAAUUUUGGAUUAGCUGGAUUCAGGGGAAGGCCUGGCUCCAGAGGUGAUCCAGGACAUCCAGGACUACCAGGAGGAAUGGGCGAGAAGGGAAAUAGAGGCCCUUCUGGUCCACCAGGAGAUGUUUUUGCACCAGAGUCACUCAAAGGAUACCCUGGAGACCCUGGUCCACCAGGUCUUCCUGGUCUCCCUGGGCAUCCAGGUGUUGUUGGUUUUCCUGGACCUCCUGGACCUCCAGGCGAUACAUUAGGGUUUUCCUUGCCAGGCCCACGUGGCCCUCCAGGCUUCCCUGGUCCCAAAGGAGACCCUGGGGAUUCUGCAGAUAUUUUCAGUAGUCCUCCAGGUCUAGAUGGUGAUCCUGGUGAUCAAGGGCCUGCUGGGGAACGAGGCCCACCUGGACCCCCAGAAGACAGAACUAACAGAAUUACAAAGGGCCUCCCUGGAAUGAAAGGACUGAAAGGUUUGCCUGGAGCAACAGGAUAUGAUGGGAUUGUUGGAAAGAAAGGAGAGAAAGGAGAGCCUUGUUAUGAAUGUAGUGGAUUAAGUCUCCCAGGGCCACCAGGUCCCCGCGGUCCACCUGGCCCUCCUGGCACUAAUCCAGGACAAGGUGAAGGAGGUGAUCCAGGCUUUCCAGGACCUCCAGGUUUAUCUGGACAACCUGGUCUGGUUGGUUCAAAAGGCUUACCAGGUCCUCCAGGACCAAAGGGAGAYUCUUAUUCCUAUCACUUGCCUGGUUUAAAAGGGGAAAAAGGAGAUCCGGGGUAUCAUGGAAGACCUGGUGCUGAUGGCUUCCCUGGGUCUCCUGGAUUACCAGGUCGCAAAGGUGCUCAAGGGCCACCUGGAGAUUUGCAUCUUCUUCCUGGAGUGGAAGGAGACCCUGGAUCUCCAGGUCUACCAGGGGCUUUUGGUAUACAAGGACCGAUUGGCUACCCUGGACCAGUGGGAUAUGGACCUCCUGGAUCUCCUGGAAUUAAAGGAGACACUGGUGUACCUGGCUUCCCUGGACAGCCUGGAAUUCCAGGACAAAAAGGAGAACCUAGUCAUUUUCAUAUUCAAGGGCCUCCAGGACCACCUGGAUUUAAAGGUCUUCCUGGCUUACCAGGAAGUCCAGGGUAUCAGGGAGCACCAGGUACCCCAGGAACACCAGGUUUUGAAGGGCAAAAAGGAGAAAGAGGUGAAGUGUCAAUUCCUGGACGUCCAGGGCUCCCAGGUUUUAAAGGUAUUACACUAAGCAUACAAAAACAGAUUGCUUUUGUUUUAAACAAUGGUAAAAUAAAAAUAAUAAAAAUUCAUAUUAAAAUGUCAUUAAUGURUCAUGUAUGUGGUUGUUCAGGUGAUAAGGGGCAGGCAGGUAUUCCAGGUAUUCCAGGCAGGGGCUUACCUGGGCAAUCUGGUCCAGAAGGCCCUCCAGGUCCUCCUGGAGAGAAGGGUGAUGGUGGUGUYGGAUAUACUGGCCCCUCUGGUCCCCCUGGGCCUCCAGGUGAAGAAGGAGCUCCAGGGCCAGAAGGCGAUCCUGGAAUUCCUGGUUUUCCUGGGAAACCAGGACCAGUUGGGAACCCAGGGCCUCCAGGACAAAAAGGAAUUAAAGGUACUACUGGCCCUCCAGGGCUGCCUGGAAGCAAAGAGCCAUGCCAAAGUUUACCUGGGCCAGAGGGACCACCAGGGACAGAUGGUUAUCCUGGACAUCCAGGACCUAAUGGCUUGCCUGGUGAAAAAGGAACUAUAGGUUUACCAGGGUUUGGUCAUCCUGGCCUUYCUGGAAAUCCUGGUCUACCUGGGUUAUCAGUACAGGGUUCACCUGGACUUCCUGGACCAAAAGGAAGGAAAGGACAAAAUGGUUGGCCUGGUCAGCCAGGACCAAGAGGAGAUUCUGGACCUGAUGGGAURUCAGGGCAUGGACCAGAGGGAAUACCUGGUAAUAUAGGGCAACCUGGUCCAAGAGGGGACCGAGGCCCUGAUGGAGCUAAAGGUCUCCAAGGAUYACCUGGCAUGGAUGGAGAGCCAGGUUCCAGAGGCCUUACAGGGCCAGUGUCCAUUUUUAAUUCAACUGGACCACCUGGGGACCCCGGAGCACCAGGACAACCUGGUUUGCCUGGUCCUAGUGGAGAUCCUGGUAGAACUGGAACAAAGGGGCAGAAAGGAAAUGCAGGAUUAUCUGGGAUUGAAGGGCUAAGAGGUCCUCCUGGUGAACCAGGUCUUGAUGGAGAAGUGCUGUCCCAAGGAACUCGAGGUCCUGCAGGACCCCCGGGAAAUGCUGGGCCCAGAGGUCAUUCAGGACAUAAAGGAAUAAAAGGUGAUCCAGGAAUCCUUGGAAUACCCGGAGCAAAUGGUGUUCAAGGUCUAACUGGUUACAAAGGAGCUCCUGGGGAGUCAAGCUAUGGAUAUGGUCCACCUGGACCAACAGGACAAAAGGGUGAACCAGGGAUAAGCAGUUUAAUCAUGAUGAAAGGUCCGAAAGGGGAACCUGGUAUUGAGGGACCACAGGGUGUCCCAGGAAACUAUGGAGCCAAAGGAAACUCAGGACCUGUUGGACAAAAUGGCCCUCCAGGCUUCCAAGGUUCAAAAGGCUCAGAUGGAUCUCCUGGAGUCAAAGGAUACCCAGGACCUACUGGACUGCCAGGUAGCCCAGGUCUUCCAGGUAGAACUGGGACUCCUGGUCCUAAAGGUAACCAAGGUCUUGAUGGAAUUCCUGGGCCUCCAGGGCAGAAAGGGGACAGUGGCAGAGGAACAGGACUACCAGGGAGACCUGGUGAUCCAGGUUUGCCAGGUCCUCUUGGGAACCCUGGGUUCCCUGGAUUGCCUGUAAGAGGAAGUCAUGGACCAACAGGAGAUAAAGGGCUUCCAGGUCCACCUGGCAUCCAUGGUCUAAGGGGACAACUAGGAAGAGAAGGGAUUUGUGUUCCUGGACCCAAAGGAGAUCGUGGAUUACCCGGCAAUCCUGGGAGCAGAGGCUAUCCUGGCCCUCCUGGUGCUCCAGGUUCAACAGAGCAAGGGCUCAAAGGAGACAGAGGAGAACCAGGUUCUUCAGGAAACCCAGGUUUUUGUGGGCCCCCAGGAGAUCCAGGCCCUCAAGGCCCACCUGGUCCAAUAGGCUUACCAGGAGGCCCAGGAGCAAGAGGAGAUCAAGGCCCUUCUGGAAAACAAGGGCCUCCAGGUGAUGUGGGAGACCCUGGAUACAGACCAGGUUUACCUGGUGUCCUUGGACCUAAAGGUUUUCCUGGACCCACAGGUCUCAAAGGUGAACCAACAUUUGGCAGAGAUACAUAUGAACCAGGACCUCCUGGUUCACCUGGUCCCCCAGGAUAUCAAGGAUCCCCAGGGAUCACUGGCCCACCAGGAACACGGGGACCUCCAGGACAACCUGGUUUGAAAGGCAUACCUGGAAUAAGCCCACCUGGUUCCCCUGGAUUUACUGGUCACAAAGGAGCCAAAGGAAAAGCAGGGCUGCCAGGUCCAGAAGGCAGAUAUGGAAACCCAGGCCAUAAGGGUCAGAGAGGUUUGCCUGGAAAAGGUGCUGCAGGUUACGUUGACAGCUUCCUAAUAGCUAGACACAGUCAGACAAUCAGGGUCCCUGACUGCCCCAGUGGCACCAGCCUUAUUUAUUCUGGUUACUCCUUCCUCUUCAUCAAUGGAAAUGAGAGAGCUCACGGUCAGGACCUCGGCACCGUGGGGAGCUGUCUCCCUCGUUUCUCCACCAUGCCCUUUCUGUUCUGUGACACGGAACGUACCUGCCGCUACGCUUCUCGUAAUGACUACUCAUACUGGCUGUCCACUGAUGAGCCGAUGCCUGCCAACAUGGUUUCCAUCACAGCUGACAAGCUGGCCUCCUACAUCAGCAGGUGUUCAGUUUGCGAAACUACUUCCACUGUCAUGACCAUCCACAGUCAAACUACUCAGAUACCUGAUUGUCCCCAGAGCUGGGAGUCCUUAUGGACUGGAUACUCAUUUGUCAUGCAAACAGGAGCUGGGGCAGAAGGAUCCUCUCAGCCCCUGAUUUCUCCUGGUUCAUGUUUGGAAAUUUUCCGUCAAGUMCCCUUCAUUGAGUGUCAUGGCAGAGGGACCUGCAACUACUACCCUGACUCUUACAGUUACUGGUUGGCCUCUCUCAACCAAAACAACAUGUUCAGCAAACCAGUUCCUCAGACAUURAAGGGAACAUCCUUACAGAGUGUCAUCAGUCGCUGUCGAGUCUGCAGAAAAUCAUGAAACUGCAGCCCAGGUGACAGGCUCACUAACAAUGUCGGAAAACAUAAAAUUAAAAAGAAAAAAAAACGGUAUGUGAGAUAGAGCAACUUAAUGUGUGUUUAAUUAAUGUGUUUGUAAUCUAUUUUGUUACUGUCAUCUUUAAUGAUGAUUAUGAACAUUAUGUGAUGCCAUUAAAUCUUUCCAGUGUGA
This is a messenger RNA of Austrofundulus limnaeus, 5134 nucleotides long. RefSeq names its product collagen alpha-2(IV) chain. Bases 29 to 4945 code for a protein of 1638 amino acids. Gene Ontology annotation, molecular function: extracellular matrix structural constituent. The record is from RefSeq and is a predicted model, not a curated record. The transcript has 50 exons. NCBI's taxonomy places the organism in Eukaryota, Metazoa, Chordata, Actinopteri, Cyprinodontiformes, Rivulidae. Gene Ontology annotation, cellular component: collagen trimer.